Molecule: messenger RNA, 1539 nt
Organism: Microthlaspi erraticum
Lineage: Eukaryota; Viridiplantae; Streptophyta; Magnoliopsida; Brassicales; Brassicaceae
Source: the annotation of a GenBank genome assembly
AUGUUCGCCGGAAAAAAAGUCUUCACCAAUUGUCCUGAACAGAGAGAAAAAAGACUUCUGGAGACUGCCAAAAUAAAACCAUCGCUUGGUAAAUCUGAAGAUCAAAGGUCAAAUCUUGGAACUCGAAGUUGUCUGAAUCCCAAAGAGCCAUGGCGUAAAACCUCGAAAACCCCUAAUUCCUCAGAAAAGAGCUUGCUUUCCUCAAAAUCCCUCUUUUACACGAUUACUGUUUCAACGCUACUCUUCAUUCUCUCGUCUCUCUUCGUCCUCCAACGCAACGACUCUUCUUUCACUUCAACUUUAGUUCGCAAGUUAAUUCUCCCAAGAACAGAGGAAUUUGGUCAAACCGGUACUAAACCGAUCUCAUGUGGUCGAAACAGAGAUGUGUUAAAGGUGUUCAUGUACGAUUUGCCCUCUGAGUUUCACUUUGGGAUAUUGAAUUGGCACAAAAAAGGAUCUGAGAUUUGGCCUAAUGUCAACAACAUCAGCAUAAUCCCAUCUUACCCCGGUGGGUUAAACCGGCAACACAGUGUAGAGUAUUGGCUUACACUUGACUUAUUAGCUUCAGCGACCAAGAAGAGACCAUGUAGUGCCAUUAGAGUGAAGAACUCAAUCGAAGCUGACAUUAUCUUCGUCCCCUUCUUUGCCUCGUUGAGUUACAAUCGGAAAUCAAAGCUCCGUGGAAACGAAACCACAAGUAAAGACAGAAUCUUGCAAGAAAAACUAGUUGAGUUCUUGAAAAGCCAAGAAGAGUGGAAAAGAUUUGAUGGGAGAGAUCAUCUGAUCAUAGCUCACCAUCCAAACAGUUUGCUCUACGCAAGAAACUCACUUGGAUCAGCAAUGUUUGUUCUCUCGGAUUUCGGAAGAUACUCAUCCGACAUUGCCAAUCUUGAGAAAGAUAUCAUCGCUCCUUACUUGCACGUCGUCAAGACCGUCUCUAACAACGAGUCAGCUCCGUUUGAGAAGCGUCCUGUGUUAGCUUACUUCCAAGGAGCAAUCUACAGAAAAGAUGGUGGAAGUAUUCGUCAAGAACUGUAUAACCUUCUUAAAGAUGAGAAAGAUGUUCACUUUGCGUUUGGAACUGUGAAAGCGAACGGGACUAAGCAAACUGGUAAAGGAAUGGCUUCGUCGAAGUUCUGUCUCAGUAUCGCUGGUGACACGCCUUCCUCUAACCGUCUUUUCGACUCCAUCGUGAGCCAUUGUGUUCCGGUUAUCAUCAGUGAUGAGAUUGAGCUUCCGUUUGAAGAUACUCUUGACUAUUCUGGUUUCUCUGUGUUUGUGCACUCUUCGGAAGCUGUAAAGAAGGGUUUUUUGGUGAGUCUUCUCAGAGGGAUAACAGAGGAUCAGUGGAAGAAGAAGUGGGAGAGACUUAAAGAGGUUGUUGAGUAUUUUGAGUAUCGGUUUCCUUCAAGGACUGGAGAUUCUGUGGAUAUGAUUUGGUCUGCUGUUUCACGCAAGGCUUCUUCAUUUCGGUUUAGUGUUCAUAGAAAGAAUCGGUAUCGGAGGUCUGAAACUUAUGUUAGAAACCAAGAACAUUAA